Molecule: messenger RNA, 1512 nt
Organism: Amborella trichopoda
Lineage: Eukaryota; Viridiplantae; Streptophyta; Magnoliopsida; Amborellales; Amborellaceae
Gene: IBR1
Product: indole-3-butyric acid response 1
Molecular function (GO): oxidoreductase activity
Source: RefSeq, a predicted model, not a curated record
UAUCCGGUCGUGCGGCGAUUAACGGCUAGAGUAGCUUCUUUGAAAAUAACGCAGCGGAUCUAUAAGGCACCGAAUAUUAUUUGAUUUUCCACCGAAGAUGUUAAAGCGCAAACAAACAAAUCUCUCUCGCUCUGUCUCCUCUCCCGCUAAGUUUGCGUUGCUGCCUUGAAUAUGGAGGGGAGCUCUUUAAAUAGAAAAAUUACUGGAUUGUAGUAUCUCUCUUUAACCAGGGAGAGUAGUUUUUUGGGAAAAUAACCAGAGAGAGUAGUUCGAGAGAGAGUUUAGGCCUGCUGCUUGAGAGAGGUUUAGAGAGAGAGAGUUUUUUAGGCCCUGCUACCUACCUUGUUUGUUGCGCAGAGAGAGAGAGGGGACAUGGCGAGGAGAUUUCAAGGGAAAGUGGCGAUCGUGACAGCAUCGACUCAGGGAAUAGGGUUCAGCAUCGCCGAGCGCCUUGGCUUGGAAGGCGCCUCUGUUGUUGUCUCUUCUCGUAAGCAUAAGAAUGUGGAGGAGGCAGUAGGGAAGCUCAAAGCUAAAGGGAUUGAAGUGCUAGGGGUUGUUUGUCAUGUGUCUGAUGCCAAACAGAGGAAGAAUCUCAUUGAUCAAACCAUUCAGAAAUAUGGAGCUAUAGAUAUAGUGGUAUCCAAUGCAGCUGCCAAUCCUUCUGUCCAGCCCAUUUUGGAAACAUCAGAAUCUGUUCUUGAUAAACUUUGGGACAUCAAUGUAAAGGCCUCUAUCCUCAUUCUUCAGGCUGCUGCACCUCACAUGCAUGAUGGAUCAUCUGUUGUCUUGAUUACUUCUAUUGCUGCCUAUAACCCACCCCGGGCAAUGUCCAUGUAUGGAGUCACAAAAACAGCACUUCUUGGUCUUACAAAGGCUCUUGCAUCUGAAAUGGCCCCUAAUACGAGAGUCAAUGCUGUAGCUCCUGGAUUUGUACCAACGCACUUUGCACAGUUCAUUACAGAAAAUCAAUCUGCUAGGAAGGAAGUUGAAGCUCACAGCUUGCUUGGGAGGUUGGGCACAACAGAUGAUAUGGCAAGCGCAGUUGCCUUCCUUGCAUCUGAUGAUGCUUCAUAUAUAACUGGAGAGACCCUUGUUGUUGCAGGGGGUACGCAAUCGAGGCUUUGAGUUUUGUUGUAUUAGUUGGAGAAGGCUUUCUUUAACAUUGUUUUCAUCAGUUAGCUUUCCUAAAGAUAGCUAUAGCUUUCAGCUACAAGCAUACUGCCCUUUCUUCAGAAGACUUACAAGCAUGAGUUGGCGGCUGAGCAUACUGUUCAACUUGAACGCAAUGCUCCUUAAUUUUCUUCUAAAUUAAUUAGUCGUCAAUGUUUCAAAGGAGCAGGUUCUUCCAAAAUAAUUAUUCAGGUGUAAUGGGAUAGCCCGGCCCAUUUGCUUAAAGAAAUUACAUUGCUUUUAAUCAAGCCUGUGGAGUAAAAAUAAUUAUAACACUGUAAAUCCCUCUCUCUGGUAUGUUAACAAUGGUAAUGGACGGUGAGACAUCAUGUUGAGGCAUUC